This is a messenger RNA of Mytilus trossulus (common blue mussel), 1890 nucleotides long. Its product is annotated as KH domain-containing protein 3-like. Lineage: Eukaryota; Metazoa; Mollusca; Bivalvia; Mytilida; Mytilidae. The transcript is spliced from 2 exons. The record is from RefSeq and is a predicted model, not a curated record. The coding region runs from base 274 to 1416 and encodes 380 amino acids.
AAUUUAAAUGGAUUCAAAUAAUUGUUGAAAUUGUCUUCAAUACAAUUAUGGAAUACAGGUCAAAUUUAAAUAGAAAUUGAACGAUUGCUUUCAAUAACCUUAUACCACACAAAUCUACACAGAAGUCCCUCACAGUUGGGUAGAUUUUAACAAGCUGCCCAGUGGAUAUUUUCAAAUUAAAGGAUAUACAAAUAUUGUUAAUGCGGCCUAGAAUACUACCUACAUUUAACUGUCAGAAAAAUACUCGUCCAUUUGUACAUGGAACUUUGAGUCAUGGAUAAUAACGUUCAUUACAGUACUGCUAAUGGCGACACAGAAAACAGUUUUUAUGUAGAUACAGGAUUUGCAUAUUUUGAAAAAGAGGUUAACGGUAACAUGUCCGAUAGCAGUCACCUAGACUUUGAAGCUGAGACAUCGCCAAUACAAAACGGCGAUAUCGAUCAUUUGGAACUCAAUGGUGAACAGACAGAAUCGGUAAAGCGCAUGACAGUCGAUUCUACUGAUCCAAUGUCACCAUACGAAAGAAUUAUUUCUGAACCAGUGCCAUUAGAUAGAGUCAUGACACAAGACAUUGUAGAAAAGAGAAUAAUUAAACAGGCACCGGCAGAGCGGAUCGUUACACGACCGGUUGAGUAUGUCCGGGAAAGACCGGUUGAGUAUGUCCGGGAAAGACCCGUUGAGUAUGUCCGGGAAAGACCCGUUGAGUAUGUAAGAGAGAGACCUGUUCAGUAUGUCACAAAAAGGCCCGUUGAAGUUAUGAGAGAACAACGAGUUGAAGUAGUUCCACAACAAAUCCAAAGAGUUAUCCGACCUGCACCGACCGUUAGAAGAGUGGUGCAACAACCAGUUGAGAGAGUCAUGCAGACGCAACAAGUUCGAGUAAUAAGAAGACCGGCACCAGUUGAACGAGUUGUUCAAAGAGUAGUCGAACCUGCACCAGUUGAACGAGUUGUUCAAAGAGUAGUCGAACCUGCACCAGUCGAGAGAUAUGUUCAAAGAGUAGUCGAACCUGCACCAGUCGAGAGAUAUGUUCAAAGAGUAGUCGAACCUGCACCAGUCCAAAGGCUAAUCACAAGAUCUAGACCAACUGAGAGGAUUGUUACUGCCCCAGUAGAAAGAGUUGUGACGCGGGCACGGUCUGUGGGCAGAGUAGUACGAUCUGAAGAGAGAAGAUAUACCACAGCAAGACCUGUAGAAUCCGUUAUAACUUCAUCAAGACCAGUAGAAACUGUUGUGACCAGAACGAGGCCAGCCGCAUCAAUCGUUACUACACCAAGAUCUGUAGAGACAUACGUAACCAGACCGGCGGCAAGCUCUACUAUUGUCAGAAUGUCACGAGAGAGACCGGGUUCCGCUAGAACUGUACGGUCUAGUAUUUACUCGACUCGUUCAUCAUAUGGCGAUGUGGUUUUUUAGUGAAUAAUUUUGAAAUAGGAUUUAGAUAUAAAAGAUAAAAUUUCGGAUUAGUGAAUAUUGGUUGAAUGGAAUAUUGCUUGCUCAAUCAUCUGUAUAUUAUUACGCUGCGGAUUUAUAAAUGUGUGUAUGUGAUGUGGUGUAAUUAAUAUUUAUAAAUGCCAUCAAUAUCCUUAAAGUAUUUAGCAAGGAAAGUGGACACUGUAGUUAAUUAUAUAUAGAUAUUUAGAAUAUUUAGAGUUUAACAAAUUGCCGUUGGAGCAGAGUUUUGUCUUGUUGAAACCGGAAAUGACUAGUUCUACUUAUUUCAAAAGAACGAAAGGUUUUCGGACUUUAUACAUGACAUGCGGAUAUUUCAGAUGUGCUCAGCGUAUCAAUAUUUUAUUAUAUUACAGACUAAUAAUACUCGUACAUUUAUACUGUAACAUACAUUAUAGUUAUCCUGUUAUGGUAAUAUUAAAGUUUAUCACAUUGUUA